UGCACAUAGUCUGUGACUGCAAUCAUCGUAAUCAUUAUCAUUAGUGUGGGUGAAGAAGUCGCGGUGAGGGUGUUUCUCGGAUGCAGCUGUUUCAGGUCCCCCCUACAUUUGCACUAGCCCCAUUCGUCACACACAAAUUAGAGCUCUUCAAUGCCGAAGCAGUGUCGCAAUCUACCAGGGCCAUAAAUAAUUUCCUAUCCGCAGAACUGUGAUUAGCAGCUUGUAACUGUUUUGCUUAUCAGCAGUGUUCUAAGCUGAGAAAGAAAAUGCCACGACUUCAUUCCGUAUACUUUCUUCUAGCUGUGGUUCUCUUGAAAACUUCCAGCCGAGCCCAUACGGAAUCCGACGAGCUCAAGCUGAAACGGGAUAACCAUCGUCCCAAGGAAAUUUCCGUUUCCGGCCUUCAGCACAUCUCUAAUCUUUCUCAGAAAAGUGGAUUGAAUGAGAUACUUAAACACCUGCUGGUGGAACGUGUCGUGGGGACUCCGGGUCACGAGAAUGUCAAGAACUACAUUGUGGACUACCUGAGGAAGUUGAACUGGCAGGUGGAUCUGGACGAGUUCGAGGAUGAAACGCCCACCUUUGGGAAGCUGAAUUUCGCCAACAUAAUCGGGACCCUGAAUCCGAAUGCCGAGCGAUUCCUAGUGCUGGCUUGCCACUACGAUAGCAAGUACUUCAAGGAUCAGGUGUUCAUCGGGGCCACGGAUUCGGCCGUUCCCUGUGCGAUGAUGCUGGACCUGGCGGAAUCGUUGAAGGCCCAGUUCAGCAAGAAGAAGCUGGACAAUUCGUUGAGCUUGCAGCUGGUAUUCUUCGAUGGGGAGGAAGCAUUCCACCAGUGGGGACCGAAGGAUUCCAUUUACGGCGCACGACACUUGGCAGCCCGGUGGGAGACGGAGGACAAACUGAAAAAGAUCGAUAUGCUGGUUCUGCUGGAUCUGCUUGGAGCUCCUGAUCCCAACUUCUACAGCUACUUCAAGAACACCGAAAGCUGGUAUGCCCAAUUGAUAUCGGCCGAGGAACGCCUGGAACGGGCAGGACAUUUAGAACGCUACUCGUACAGUAGCGUGGCCCCGAACCAGCAAACGAUUCGGUACUUCCAGCCGCAUUCCUACUAUGCCUACAUUGAGGACGACCAUAUUCCAUUCCUGCAACGGCAGGUUCAGAUCCUGCACGUGAUCCCAAGCCCAUUCCCGGACGUGUGGCACAAGCUUUCCGACGAUGCCAGCGCCGUGGACAUUAACACCGUGCAAAACCUGAUCAAGGUCUUCCGCGUGUUCCUGGUGGAGUAUUUGCACCUGUCCGUAUGACGAAGGGCCAGCGAAAGGGGGGACGAGCUUUGAUAGUUUCAUUCUGAUUCCAUUGUUCCCGUGUUAGUUCGUGUCGUUUUGCUUGGGUGAUGGGCAAAGUUUGCUUUUUACUUACUUGGUUAGUGUUAAUUUGUUUUAUGACCAUUCUUCUUUAUUAGCGACAAUUUUGUGCAAUUUGCUUUUUCCCCUGUUCAACUUACCUACUUUCAAAUGUGAUUGUGUUUAUGAAAAGAGUUUUAGCUCGAACCGAUGAGUAACUUAACUGAGGCAGCCAUAAUGCUGACGCCAUCCACAACAUAAAAAGUGAUAAUAGUAUUGUACAGUAAUAUGUAGGUAUGAUAUAGUAGCAAUUUCCUAGCACUGUGAUGAUUGUAACAUUUUAAACAUAGCAUAAAAUCAGAGAGCAUCACGUUGCAAUAAAGACAUUUGUCAUUUUGAGAUA
This is a messenger RNA of Aedes aegypti (yellow fever mosquito), 1749 nucleotides long. RefSeq names its product glutaminyl-peptide cyclotransferase (gene isoQC). The transcript is spliced from 2 exons. Lineage: Eukaryota; Metazoa; Arthropoda; Insecta; Diptera; Culicidae. Gene Ontology annotation, molecular function: zinc ion binding; glutaminyl-peptide cyclotransferase activity. The record is from RefSeq and is a predicted model, not a curated record. Bases 267 to 1307 code for a protein of 346 amino acids.